AUGGUGUCAGCAAGUAGCGAUUCCGACUUUGAAGGCUUUACCAUUGAUGAUGUUGAAGAUAUCAACGAAAACAAAAGUAUUUUGACUUGGGAUGAGUCUGAUAUUGAUAUCAGCGAUUAUUCGUCGGACGAAGAAGAUUUCGAUAACGAAAGUGAAGAAAAUGAAAGUCAUGAAAACGAUAGUGUAAACAAGGCAACAUGGUCGAAAAUUACGACACCAGUCACAAUUUCUGAUUUUACAGAAAACACUGGUCCACACCCUCAACCACUGGAUUAUCUAUUUUUAUUUUUACCUGAAAGUUUUUUUGAAAAUGUUGUGGAGCAAACGAACAAAUAUGUGCAACAUUUAAUUUCUGUUCGUGGAAGAAGCAAUCCGCUAUGGCAGCCAACUAAUACUGCGGAAAUGAGAGCAUUUUUUACAAUCAACAUUAUGUUUGGAGUUAAACAGCUUCCUCGACUGUGGAACUAUUGGAGUCCCGAUGUAAGGUAUGGCGACCCAUAUAUUUCGAACAUCAUGUCGAAGACGAGGUAUUCGAAAAUAUCUCAGUAUUUACAUUUGACUGAUUCUUCCAAUGCCCCCAACAAAAACGACCCAAACUACGAUCCCCUGUACAAAGUACGUCCUGUAAUUGAUUUACUCGUACAUAAUUAUAAAACUAUUUAUUUACCUGGAAAAAAUAUCAGUGUAGAUGAAGCCAUGAUAGGAUUUAAGGGCAGAGUACAUGCCUGCCAAACCUACUAA
Octopus sinensis (East Asian common octopus) is the source of this 741-nucleotide messenger RNA. Its product is annotated as piggyBac transposable element-derived protein 4-like. The transcript has a single exon. The coding region runs from base 1 to 741 and encodes 246 amino acids. Lineage: Eukaryota; Metazoa; Mollusca; Cephalopoda; Octopoda; Octopodidae. The record is from RefSeq and is a predicted model, not a curated record.